Messenger RNA from Exophiala spinifera, 2154 nucleotides. RefSeq lists its product as uncharacterized. The record is from RefSeq and is a predicted model, not a curated record. The transcript is spliced from 2 exons. NCBI's taxonomy places the organism in Eukaryota, Fungi, Ascomycota, Eurotiomycetes, Chaetothyriales, Herpotrichiellaceae. Gene Ontology annotation, molecular function: acetyltransferase activity; DNA-binding transcription factor activity, RNA polymerase II-specific; zinc ion binding. Bases 1 to 2154 code for a protein of 717 amino acids. Gene Ontology annotation, biological process: regulation of DNA-templated transcription.
AUGAGCUCCACCGCCCGUCAUCAUCGAAGCAGAGGCUCGGGCGCUGACGAGGCCACGGUGAAUGGUGUGGAUAUCUCGCAUGGGUAUACAAAUCAUGUUACUACAGCUACUCGGGCACUACGAGCACUCGGUAGCUCAGGUCAUGCCAUGGUCGAGCACAAUGAGCACGCCAAUGAAGCUGAGCAGAGUGCUAGUCUGCCAUCACCUGAAAGCGACUCACCGAUGCAUGAAGCCGAGCCUGAAUCCCCCAGUUUCAGGCCCGACUCUCCAACGGUGGAUGCCAUGGACACAGACACCAUCGAAGUUUCUCACUCGAGCCACGAUGUCAAUGGUGCAUCCACGAAUGGCACAGAUCCAGAUGGCUCGGAUGCACCGACGGCUCCUGGAUCUGCUGCGCCGAAACGAAAACGCAAUUUCAGCAAUCGGACAAAGACAGGUUGUAUGACGUGCCGUGAACGCAAAAAGAAGUGCGACGAGGAAAAGCCAGUCUGCCGCAAUUGUAGAAGGGGAGGAUUCCGGUGCAAGGGCUACAAGGACGAACUGCUAAAUCUAACAACAUGGGCCAGAAGAGCCCGAAGUCAAGGGUCCCAGCAGUCGGGUUAUGGAGAGCCUCCAGUAUCGGGCCCAGCACCAGUCCCAGCACCAGGCUCCGUAUCAGGCCCAGCAUCAGGCCCAGCAUCAGGCCCAGCACCAGGCCCAGCACCAGGCCCAGCAUCAGGCCCAGCAUCAGGCCCAGCAUCAGGCUCAGCAUCAGGCUCAGUACCAGGCUCAGCACCUGGUUCAGCAUCAGGUUUAGCACCAGGGCAACCCAUUCACAAUGGCCAUGCACCAGUUGAUCAACCAAAUUCCGAUGGCGCCCCAAUCGAUAACAAUGGUGGACGCAUGCUCCCGGCUCAAUCAAGCCAGGUGACAAAUGUCCUUCAACCACAGAUCAUGUCUGCUCCUCUGGCUAUACAUGCGGUAAAUGUCCCUCAACCGCAUAUUGUGACUGUUGCUCAGCCGCCUCAUGGGCAAGGAGUCACCCAUGUGCAUGCCGAAGCUGGAAGCCAACCGUACUAUGGUGGGCCGCCACCAUGGGUUCCGUCACCACACCCACCCUCUCGUCAUGGUGAACCGCUCCCACGACUUCCCGAACUCAGUCAGCCGGAGUAUCCUCCCCCAGUAUAUACACAAGCGCCACGAGAGGCGCCGCUGCCAGCCAGUCAGGGCAUGUACCCUGGCCCUUCGUCUGUGUCCCCUUUGCAGUAUCAACAAGGGCGACCCGAAAGCGUCACGCUGGCUCCAUCGGGGACGAUCCCACCACCACCACCACCACCACCACUUACGCCACAGCUCAAUGCUUCCCAGCUACAAGAUCGUCAAUUCCGGCAUUUUGAUCCGCACCGUGGUCCACGGACAGACGUGCGCACGUCGCGUCCUCAACGUCCAAGCGAGACGACGACGCACACACGGACGCCGUCCGACUCUCAACGAAUGCCGUCCGACUCUCAGCGAAUACCCCCCAGGACCUUUGGCAAGGAGGACGUUGAGCGGUCCAAGAUGACGCGGUCGUCGCCGUUCAAGCACUACGAUCAGACGCUCAAAAACGAGCGAGCUCGAUGCAAACGCGCGUUGGCGCGAUACAACACUGCAUGCGACAUCGAUGCAGGGCUAAAUGCAGAAGUGCUCCGAGAGCUGUUGAUGAUGGUGAUAGAUCCGAACAAAGACACAAGCUAUGGCAUCCCUUCGCCGAUCCCCAUCAGCGGGCAGCUCAAAGCCGAUGUCGUCGUCGAGGCCCCGUUUAAGUGCAGCUAUGGGUAUAAUCUCAAGAUCGACCAGGACGUCUUCAUCGGGGAGAACUGCAAGAUUGAUGACUCAGCCGAGGUGGACAUCGGGCCCAGAACGCACAUUGGGUGCGACGUCGUCAUUUUCACGACGACGGUGUUGACGGACUUGGUCGACCGCGUGGGCUGCAAGUCCGAGUCGAUUGCCCAUCCUGUUCGUAUUGGACCGAGUGUGACCAUUGGACGUGGAGCCGUGAUCCAUCCCGGUGUCACGCUGGGAUAUGCAUGUACCAUUGGGGCCUAUGCUGUAGUCACGGAGAGUGUCGAUGAGUUUGGGGAGGUGAAGGCCGGCGCUAUCCACAAUGGUCCGACGGUACAUGUGCCUGAGUAA